CGUUAUGAGGGACGGGGGACAAACAAGGAAGCAGGGAUGUGGGAGCUGAGUAGUGAAUGGCGGGCGGUGGGUUUCACGCUGUUGCUGUUGCUGGCUGUUGCGGCCCAGGCAGUGGCCCGGGCUCCGGGCCGCUACACCCCGGACUGGAAGAGCCUGGACUCUCGGCCACUGCCGAGAUGGUUUGACGAGGCCAAGUUCGGGGUGUUUGUGCACUGGGGGGUCUUCUCAGUGCCUGCCUGGGGCAGCGAGUGGUUCUGGUGGCACUGGCAGGGCGAGCGGCUGCCGGCCUAUGAGCGCUUCAUGAAAGAAAACUACCCGCCCGGCUUCAGCUACGCCGACUUCGGACCGCAGUUCACGGCGCGUUUCUUCCAACCGGACCAGUGGGCCGAACUCUUCCAGGCUGCCGGGGCCAAGUAUGUGGUUCUGACCACAAAGCAUCACGAAGGCUUCACAAACUGGCCAAGUCCUGUGUCCUGGAACUGGAACUCUAAGGACGUGGGGCCCCAUCGGGAUUUGGUUGGCGAGUUGGGAGCUGCUGUUCGGAAGAGGAAUAUACGCUACGGCCUGUACCAUUCGCUCCUGGAGUGGUUCCAUCCACUCUACCUACUCGACAAGAAAAAUGGUUUCAAAACUCAGCAUUUUGUCAGUGCGAAAACAAUGCCAGAGCUGUACGACCUUGUUAACAGCUACAAGCCCGACCUGAUCUGGUCUGAUGGGGAGUGGGAGUGUCCUGACACGUACUGGAACUCCACAGCUUUCCUUGCUUGGCUCUAUAAUGAUAGCCCUGUCAAGGACCAGGUGGUAGUGAAUGACCGGUGGGGUCAGAACUGCUCCUGCCAUCAUGGAGGAUACUACAACUGUCAGGAUAAAUACACACCGCAGAGCUUGCCGGACCACAAGUGGGAGAUGUGCACCAGCAUCGACAGAUCGUCCUGGGGCUAUCGCCGUGACAUGACCAUGUCCACCAUUGCCAGUGAGAACGAAAUCAUUGAGGAAUUGGUUCAGACAGUCAGUUUGGGAGGCAACUAUCUUCUCAACGUUGGACCAACUAAAGAUGGACUGAUCGUUCCCAUCUUCCAAGAAAGGCUUCUUGCUGUUGGCAAGUGGCUGCAGAUCAACGGGGAAGCUAUCUAUGCCUCCCAACCCUGGAGAGUGCAGUCUGAAAAGAACACAACAGUUGUGUGGUACACCACUAAAGACUCCGCUGUUUAUGCCACCUUUCUGUACUGGCCAGAAAAUGGCAUCAUAAACCUCAAAUCUCCCGAAACAACCUCGGCCACAAAGAUAACAAUGCUAGGAAUGGAAGAAUAUUUGACCUGGACCCAGGAUCCCCAGGAGGGGGUCCUCAUCAAUCUGCCCCCAUUGCCACCUACGGCUCUCCCAGUGGAGUUCGCCUGGACUCUAAAGCUGACGGGAGUGAAGUGAUCGGUUGAGUUCAAGGGCAGACGGCCCUGUGUGCUGCUGCUUGUCUUUCUCUUACCAACAGUGCAAUAAAGUAGCUUCCCUCCCCCACCCAGUGAUGGCUUUUCCAGCCCAUUUUAAUCAGUGGGAACCUAGACCACUGAGCUGCUGAAUGAGUGGAUUGAAGCCUGAGAUCCAUUGCUGGUAUCUCUGAUGAGCAGAAAGCACUGGACAGCUCAGCUGAGCUCUCCCGUUCCUUCACUGGGGUGAAAUCUCCCUUUCUGAUGACGAGCCAAGCCACCUGAUAAUGAGCCAAGUCACCUGUUGCCUGUGGGACCAGGUAAAAGAUCUGGCAAACCCAGCCCCUGUGCCUUAUAUUGGUUGUCACUAAUCCUGAAGGGAUUAAGCUGGUCCUGAAGGGUUUGUCAGGCUGCCAAGGUCAACUCUCUGGAAGUUUGUGAAGAAGGCCAAAACUCUGGCAUUGAGCAUGUCUGCAGAGAUACCAAUGAAGGAGUGUGAUUCUGCCUUGCCUUUUAAAAAAGAUGGAAGUAAAUUUGUAUGUCAGUUAUUUCUACCAAGA
Molecule: messenger RNA, 1981 nt
Organism: Myodes glareolus (Bank vole)
Lineage: Eukaryota; Metazoa; Chordata; Mammalia; Rodentia; Cricetidae
Gene: Fuca1
Product: alpha-L-fucosidase 1
Biological process (GO): glycoside catabolic process; fucose metabolic process
Cellular component (GO): lysosome
Molecular function (GO): alpha-L-fucosidase activity
Source: RefSeq, a predicted model, not a curated record